GCCCAGGGAGCAUAUGCGAAUGGCAGAAGCCGACGAGCGGGACGCCGAAGCAGGAAGUCAGAGAAAGAAGACGAGAAGGGAUAUGCCAAUGGCUACACGAACGGCUACGUGAAUGGCAUGGCGAAUGGCCAUGCGAAUGGCCAUGCGAACGGCUUGGCAAAUGGCAUGGUCAACGGCUACGUAAACGGCCACGGGUCCGCCUCGCAGGAGGUCAGGAAUCUCCUCUCCACCAACACCCCUGGUGAGUCGAAUUGGCAGUAG
This is a messenger RNA of Symbiodinium sp. CCMP2456, 261 nucleotides long. The record is from the annotation of a GenBank genome assembly. Lineage: Eukaryota; Dinophyceae; Suessiales; Symbiodiniaceae.